UGCGCCAUCUACAGCGACCGCUUCAUCCCCAGCCGCACCGGAUCCAACCUCGCGCUCUUCGACCUCGCCCCGGCCCCCUCCUCCUCCGCCUCCGGAUCUGCCGCUCCCCCCUCACCCUACUGCGCGCUCCUCCACGCGGCGCUCUUCGGGCCCGACACGCCCGACCGCCUCGCCUCCUCCGCCGGGGCCUCCUCCUCCUCCGCGGCCUCCCCCGUCGGCUCCCCCGCCGGCGGCAACAUAUUCCACUUCAAGGCCGAGGUGCCGAGGAACGCCAAGCGGGCGCUCUUCGCCGGCGGGGACGACCAGGACCUGCUCUUCCCCGGCAUCUUCACCCCCAAGGGCUCCGGCCCCAGGAAGAUCCCCAGGUCGCCCUACAAGGUGCUGGAUGCGCCCGCAUUGCAGGACGACUUCUACCUCAACCUCGUGGAUUGGUCUUCGCACAAUGUCCUCUCGGUCGGAUUGGGGAAUUGCGUCUACCUGUGGAAUGCAUGCAGCAGCAAGGUCACCAAGCUCUGCGAUUUGGGGGCGGACGACACCGUUUGUUCCGUGAGUUGGGCGCAGCGUGGCACCCACCUGGCUGUAGGGACUAACCAAGGCACCGUCCAGAUAUGGGAUGCAACACGCUGUAAAAGAAUGAGAACCAUGGAAAGACAUCGCAUGCGAGUAGGUGCUCUUGCAUGGAACUCUUCAUUGCUUUCUUCUGGCAGUCGUGACAAGAACAUCCUUCAUCAUGAUCUACACGGCCUUCUUGCAUCUGGUGGUGGAACUGCAGAUAGGUGCAUAAGAUUUUGGAAUACGACCACAAAUACACACUUGAGUUCCAUGGAUACAGGGAGUCAGGUCUGUAAUCUUGUGUGGUCAAAGAAUGUGAAUGAGCUUGUUAGCACACACGGAUACUCCCAGAAUCUGAUAAUAGUGUGGCGGUAUCCAACGAUGUCAAAGCUUGCCACGUUGACAGGACAUACAUUCAGAGUAUUAUAUUUAGCCAUCUCCCCUGAUGGACAGACAAUUGUUACUGGUGCUGGUGACGAGACGCUCCGGUUUUGGAACGUGUUUCCGUCUCCCAAGUCCCAGAGUUCUGACAGCUUAAGUAGCAUUGGAGCGACAUCAUUUGUUAGGAGCUACAUCCGGUGACUCGACGAAAUCGAGCUUGUAAGUUAUUGCGGCAAGUGCUGAUCGUCAUCAGCACCAUUCAAUUCCCACACGACCUCCUUCUGUCCAUCUGCCGCUGAAGCCAGCACCAUUUU
Messenger RNA from Triticum dicoccoides, 1247 nucleotides. Its product is annotated as protein FIZZY-RELATED 2-like. Gene Ontology annotation, molecular function: anaphase-promoting complex binding; protein binding; ubiquitin ligase activator activity. Gene Ontology annotation, biological process: positive regulation of anaphase-promoting complex-dependent catabolic process; anaphase-promoting complex-dependent catabolic process; positive regulation of ubiquitin protein ligase activity. The record is from RefSeq and is a predicted model, not a curated record. Gene Ontology annotation, cellular component: anaphase-promoting complex. The transcript is spliced from 8 exons. Lineage: Eukaryota; Viridiplantae; Streptophyta; Magnoliopsida; Poales; Poaceae. The annotation marks the transcript as partial.